Debaryomyces hansenii CBS767 is the source of this 915-nucleotide messenger RNA. RefSeq names its product methylsterol monooxygenase (gene ERG25). NCBI's taxonomy places the organism in Eukaryota, Fungi, Ascomycota, Pichiomycetes, Serinales, Debaryomycetaceae. Gene Ontology annotation, molecular function: C-4 methylsterol oxidase activity; iron ion binding. The transcript is spliced from 2 exons. The coding region runs from base 1 to 915 and encodes 304 amino acids. Gene Ontology annotation, biological process: ergosterol biosynthetic process. The record is from RefSeq and is a predicted model, not a curated record.
AUGUCAUCAAGUGUCUUUCACGAUUACUCUGGGUUUUCUAAUGCCACAACAUUUGGCGAAGUUUACAAUAACUUCAACCAAAUUGACCUGUUGAACUGGAUGGAAAAAUUAUGGGGGUCAUAUUAUUAUUACAUGGGCAAUGACUUGUUUGCCACCGGGUUGUUGUUUUUCACAUUGCACGAGGCUAUGUAUUUCGGUAGAUGUAUCCCAUGGAUGAUUAUCGACAGAAUUCCAUAUUUCAACAAAUAUAAGAUUCAGGAUGCUAAGAUUCCAUCGAACAAGGAACAGUGGGAAUGUUUGAAGUCUGUGUUAACAUCGCACUUUUUAGUGGAAGCUUUUCCAAUCUGGUUUUUCCACCCAUUGUGUCAACAAAUCGGAAUUAGUUUCGAGAUUCCAUUCCCAGAUAUAUCAUCUAUGUUGAUCCAAUUGGCGGUUUUUUUCGUAUGUGAGGACGCAUGGCAUUACUGGUUCCAUAGAGCCUUACACCACGGUGUCUUCUACAAGUAUAUCCAUAAGCAACAUCACAGAUACGCGGCACCAUUCGGAUUGACUGCAGAGUAUGCUCAUCCAAUUGAAGUUAUGUUAUUAGGAUUUGGUACUGUUGGUAUUCCAAUUGUGUGGUGUUUAAUCACUAAGAAUUUGCAUCUUUUCACCGUUUGUAUCUGGAUCACCUUAAGAUUGUUCCAAGCAGUUGAUUCACAUUCCGGAUACGAAUUCCCAUGGUCAUUACAUCACUUUGUACCAUUCUGGGCUGGUGCUGAUCACCAUGAUGAACACCACCAUUUCUUCAUUGGAAGUUACAGUUCAUCUUUCAGAUGGUGGGAUUUCGUUUUAGAUACCGAAGCUGGUCCUAAAGGUAAGUCUUCAAGAGAGCAAAAAAUGAAGACCAAAGCUGAAUCAAAGAAACAAUUAUAG